Orbicella faveolata is the source of this 1080-nucleotide messenger RNA. Its product is annotated as substance-K receptor-like. Gene Ontology annotation, molecular function: G protein-coupled receptor activity. Lineage: Eukaryota; Metazoa; Cnidaria; Anthozoa; Scleractinia; Merulinidae. Gene Ontology annotation, biological process: G protein-coupled receptor signaling pathway. Gene Ontology annotation, cellular component: plasma membrane. The record is from RefSeq and is a predicted model, not a curated record.
CGGUCAAGAGUAUGCCCUCGACCUCUUUAAUCUCAUAUGUUAUGGAGCAGUAAAAGAACCCGACAAAAUUAAUCCGCUUCUCUCCACAGACAGACAAAUAAUAAAGCUUUGAGAUGUCGUCUUUAUCUGAGUGCAUUACCUGACAAAAUUAAUUCGCUUCUCUCCACAGACAGACGAAUAAUAAAGUUACGUCUAACAGCGAUACAAAAAGGAUAGAGUUUUGAGAUGUCUUUAUCUGAGUGCAUUACCUGGGUGACUGUAGGCUUAGCCGAGUCUGUUGCUAUAGUAACACUCAACCUCUGUACGAUAAUUGUUUUCAUAAAAAACCGUAAUCUCCGCAAGCGUAGCACGUACCUGGUGAUAAAUCUAGCGGUUAUAGAUAUGUUGGCUGGGGGAUCUGCUGUAUAUGACUUCUAUAGGGUUGGAGCAGACUGUAAUGUAUGGAAGUCGCAUUCAAUUGAUGGUUGGGUACGUUAUAUACUUUAUGUACUCCUGCUCUUGUUCCCGAUUAGUUCGUUAUCAAACAUCACCAUUAUUGCUUUAGAACGGAUGCACGCCACGUUUUGGCCGUUAAGGCAUCGUGUGCUGAAGAAAUCUGCGUACGGAAUAAUAAUUGCCGUUGUAUGGGUUACUGCUGGCUUAACAACAAUUACUCAUAUCCUUCUUGACCAUUUUGGAAAGUUAUCUGACGUUUAUUUUUACUUGAGGAUUUCAUUAGCUGUGAUGUGCCUUUUGAUUAUUUUUGUUUCUUACGUGUUCAUUGUUAUUAAGGUUCGUUGUGGAGCGCAGCCUCGACACCAUGGUCCAGCCAGUAGAGAAAGAAAACUGACCAUGACAUUGUUGAUUGUGACUGUGGUAUCUCUUCUGCUGUACCUGCCAUUUAAUAUAUUAUAUUUCCUCAUUUUUAUCACUAAAUCCGAAAUAUUGCUAUCACUGUCCCCUUCGGAGAGUUUUUGUUUAUUUAGUGCAAUAUUUGCUUUAUUUUACGCCAACCACCUUGUAAAUCCUAUAUUAUACGCUAUCCGCAUGCCAGAAUACAGAUCAGCUUUACUCGCACUCUUUCGCAAACGACCUCAGUGA